UCUUACCGAUAGUUGCAUCUCUAACAAAAAUACAAAACAAAACCUACAGUGAUAUUUGUUGAUUAUUCAUAAUUGGUCUUAAACACUGCCACUUAAACAUUUACUAUGUCCUAUUUGGCCAAUUUCAACAACGAGAGUGCCAAGCAAAUACUCAUGGACAUUAUACGAUGUGUCAAUCAGCCUGAAAACUCCAAGAAACUCUCAGAAGCAAAGGCAUCCGCUGGGAAAGAGAUGAUUCUCAUGAUGCAGCACGUAUUUCCAUUAGUAAUGCAACUACAAUUGGAGGUCAUCAAGGGUCAUGGUUUUCCUGGAAACCGGGAGGGAUUAGUCCAGUUUUCUCAACUCAUCAGGGAAAUGGAGCGGGACGACAUGGAAAUUGCACGCCUGCGCAGUCAGAUCCGAGCUAUAUACCUGCCUCCCAUAGCUAUAAAUACCACAAACGAUAUUCUAAUCUAAGCGGGGGUAUAUCUCCCAAACCAGACUGUAAAACUGGCCUGCUUCUCGGGUUUUGCAAUAUAUUAAUUUAGCCUGUAAAUGUUUUUAUCCCAAAAAUGUGGAAUAUCAUUUUCACUCAGUAUUUUUUUAAUUUAGGCUAGUUUUUAUUUUAGAAUAAUCAAAACAAGAACCAAAUCUUUUUACUCAAUAAAUUUCUUUUGACAAAAAAAAAAA
Drosophila eugracilis is the source of this 669-nucleotide messenger RNA. Its product is annotated as protein C10. The record is from RefSeq and is a predicted model, not a curated record. Lineage: Eukaryota; Metazoa; Arthropoda; Insecta; Diptera; Drosophilidae. The transcript has 2 exons. Bases 106 to 456 code for a protein of 116 amino acids. Gene Ontology annotation, biological process: post-embryonic development.